Molecule: messenger RNA, 3839 nt
Organism: Cinara cedri
Lineage: Eukaryota; Metazoa; Arthropoda; Insecta; Hemiptera; Aphididae
Source: the annotation of a GenBank genome assembly
AUGUUAUUUAUGAAACGAAAAGGUAAAUUUUAGAUUGUGAGCGGAGCGAGGAAUAUAUUGGUUUACAGUGAUAUUUAUUAUACUUGUAUAUAUAUUUUUUUUCUAUUAACAACUUUUCUAUACCAGAGAUUUUGCUCCGAUUUUCAAGAAUAGCACCUUUUCUGAAAGGAAAUCGGACUGAAGAAGUAUACCUAAAGGAGGUCAUUUUUCGAUUUUCUCAGGAGUUUUCUAAUCGAAUGUGAAAAACCGAAAAUAAAACGUAGGAAAAAUUGGAUAAUCUGAUCACUAUUAAACAAAUAUUAUUAAAAAAAAUAUAUAAUGCCUAUUUAAUUAUUUUACCAUAAUAUGAAAUAUAUCAUGUUGACAAAGCAUUACUAUUAAAUGAACUCCGCUCAGAAUCGUUUUUUCAUUAGCAAUGGUUUAUCGUUGCUUACAGAUUUACAUUAAAUUCCCUUCUGUAUCCUCUACCUCUCCAACUUCCUACCUACAACAGUCGCUGCACUCGUUCCCAUUAUCCUAGGGCAGCUUUUUUUUUUUAUGAGCGUUUAAAAUGUACAUGUUUUACGAAAAUCGCGGUAUUCCUCAAACGUUUUCGUUCAAAAUCGUUUUUCGUUAGUAAUAAUUUAUCGUUUCGUAUACAGAUAUAAUAAUUAAAUCGUUUUGUAUAUAUCCUAUCGUUCCAACUUCCCACCUACAUCGGUGACAAACCCAUCAGCAGUAUCAGCUUUUUGUAUUGUAUGUUUAGUUGGCGGUUUAUUUUAUUUAUCUAAUGUAAAUAUGUAGAUGGUAUAGGUAUACUAUGAAUAAAGUCUCGUAACUACUGCACCGCGCAUUUUAUCAUCGACAAAAUGGUUAACCACCACAUGUCCAAAAAUCGAAUAUUAUAAAACAAUACAAGUUGCCGUUACCGUGAAUUUCAUCACCUCUAUAAUAAGUUAUCGGAGAUUAAACUAUUUUUAGUGUAGUACAAAAAAAAAAAAAAAAAAAAAAAUGGUAUCAAGGUAAAAGACAAAGAGUGGUAAAAAGAGCCAUGCAUCUCGAACUCAAGGGUGUUCAAGAACACAUCGUAUUAAUUAAUGUAUAUAAAACGUUUGUAGCACAGGAAUGUACAUGACAUUUUUAUGAAGAGUGCUUAAUUUCAAGUUUGAACCCGGGGCUUAUUGGUCCUUUAGUGGGCAUUGGGUAUACCUAAUUAACCAAAUUAGUUUUAUAAUACUUAAUUUUAAAAUAGUCACUUAGUUCGGUGGCGUUCUUAUUUAUUAAUGCGUUACAAUCAUACUAUCGACGCGAGUACAAGACGUUCGCAUAACGAACUGAUACUCAUGUCCAGUGAUCCGGCGAGUGACGAGUGGCGUCGAUGAUGAAGCUAAUGACGAAAUGACUAGUCUUAUGUCACCGCCGUAAGUAUUUUUGAUCGUGUCGUAACUAAUAUUGUUCGAUAUUAAAAAAAAAAAAAAAAAAAAAAUUAAUAAUAUUAUUAUUCGCACAGCCUCAUUUGUUAUGCGUCACCGCCGGACUUGAGUACUCGACGUUCAUUACACGAACUGAUACUCAUCUCGUCGAGCGAUCUGUCAGAUGAUCAUUCCGACGAUCAUAGUUCUUACAGUUCGUCAUCACCACCGUAAGUACGAAUAACUUUGACCGUAUCGUAACUAAUAUUGUUCGAUAUUUUUAAACAAAAUACCUACAUAUAUAUAUAUAUAUGAAAAAAAAAAUUGGUGUUGACAUAUCGUGACUUCAUCAAAUGUUUUAAGUACUUCAACUUUAAAAAAGAAAUUUUAAUAACAACAUUAUUCGCAGUCCGUUUCCGUUAAAUAUUUUGUAUUGUAAGUAUCGAAUUAAAUAAUACGAUUAUUCGCGUAUUACGAGUUAUUCAAUAAAAUUGCAUAGGUGUUAUCCAUAAAUAAUUUAAUUAAUAUCUGUAAGCGAACAUUUUUUUACCAAUAGAAAUUUUAACACGUAUUCUGAUAUCUAAUAAAAGUUAUAAUGAAUUCAUAUUGUUUAUACUCUUAGUAAAAAAAAAAAAAAGAAAAUUGAUGAAAAGUGAUUUUGUUUUAUUAUAAGGCAAUAAUCCUUUUUUGAAAUUGCGUAGUCUUUUUUGAUUUGAUCUUAACCAGUUUUACAUUAACAUAAUAUCAGUGAUGUAAACUGGCGUAAAUCAUAAAAAUGUGUAUGCCUAUAUAGUUUCUAUUUUCAAAAGUCUAUAUUUUUUUAUUAAACAAGUAUCUACAGUUUUUCUUUAAAUAUUAUAAUAAUAAAGUUUUUACUAUUAAAAUUCAAUAUUUAUAAUAUAUUUACUUCAUAAAAAAAAAAUUUGAUACCUACAGAAAAAUAAAUUGUUUAUUAGGUGGUAAUUUACUAAGGAAGUUGGAGUAUAAUGGUGGGUUGGAGAUUAAAAGAUUUCUCUGUUCAUAUAUAUAAAUAUUAUUAAAUAUUAUUUAGCUUGUGCCCGACCAACGAAAGAGGUCUGGAUACGCCAAUGAAUGUUACGGGCCCUCUCGAGUACAGGUCUAAAUGCGUCAUCGUUGUACAAUGUUCUGUUGUCAAGUUCGUACAACAUGACUUAUUGGCCAUACGACUUAGCAUCCGCGCCAUACAGCCCGGCGUCGCCAUCGUGAGUAUCUUUGAUAGUAUCGUAACUGUUUUGUUUGUGUCUUUUCCAACUUGAUUGAUGAUUCAUGAAAAAAUAAAUUAAACAAUUUAACAUUCAUCAUAAGUUAUAUUUUCUCCUUACAACAAGCACAUGAUCAUAAUUUUUAUGACAACACAAAUUAUAUAUAUUUUGUAAUAAUCUAUAUUAUCAAUUACCUAUCUAUGGUAACAUUGGUUAUGAAUAAUAAUGUUUGAUAUUUAAAAAAAAAAGACACCCGUGUAGACAAAUCGGGACUUCAUCAAAUGUAUAAUUACUUAUAUUUUUGAAAAUUCAGUUAAUUAUUUUGUACCGUUGGUAAGUAUGAAAUUAAAUAAUAAUAAGUUUGUUCAUACACAUAGAUAUAGCCCUAACGCAUCUCGCAAUCCUAUGACGAACCCAUACGCAUUUCGAUUGAGGACGAGCCUAUAUGGAUUUCGAGUGACAACGGUGUAGGCGACGUAUAACUUCAUUGAUGGUGUUCAACCCGCCGGGCUUUGAAUUUUUCUUUUUUCAUUAUGUUAUAUUUCGCCUCAUUGAAGGAAUUCAAUUUUUUUUUUAGAAUUAUGUUAGUUUUUUCAAUUUAAUAAACGAAUAACCGUUUCAAAUUAUUGAUAAGAAUUAUAUCUUUUGUGAAUAGAUGAUAUUUUAGAUUUUGAGUGGAGCGAGGAAUAUGCAUUAGUUUUACAAAGAUGUUUUUUUCCUUUUUUUUUUUGUGAGCACUUUUUCUAUCAGAAAGCUUAUUCCGAUUUCCAAUUAUAGCACUUUUUCAGAAAGGAAAAUGUUCUCUGUGUGGUACUUUAGAGAGGUCAUUUUCUUAAAUUCUCAUUAACAUUCUAGAUAACGAGGAAAACCCGGCUCUUUAUAUUAAAAAAGAUUUAAAGAAUAAAAAUAAGGUCGUCAUUGGUAACCGUUUUUAUUUAUUUUUUGUUAUUAUUAGGUUUUUAUUAUUUUAAAACUUUUUUAAACAAUCAUCGUUGAAAUGGAAUAGCACAUUGUUUGUAAUAAUUUUACCAUAACAUGACUUACUAUAUAUUGUUGACAAAGCAACACUAUCAACUGAACUCCACUCAGAAUCGUUUUUUCAUUACCGAUGGUUUAUCGUUGCUUACAGAUGUACAUUAAAUUCCCAUCUGUAUCCUACCUUCCAAAUUUCCCAUCUACAAAAGUGGCUGCAUUCACGUGCGAAGUAUGUCCGUCCAUAUUUUAA